CUCUAGGCCGCGUCUAGCUCUGUGGUGACGGUGGCCGAGGUGGCCGUCUGGUCUGAAAAGAGCGGCGGGAGCCGCUGCAUUUCCUCCCCAGCUACCCGGGAGGAGCGGUCGGCUCCCACGGUGACCUGGCUGCGAAGGGCUCUCGGGCAUCCGCAUCCCGCCGGAAAGCAGGUGUUUCGUGAUCCUCGGCGGCAAGUGUUGGCACCGGGAACAUCCCUUGGGACCAAAUGUGCAGUGGACGAUGCCCCUCCUAACCCCACAGAUCCAGGACGAGAAUGACUACAGCUUAGUGGCCAGCCUUGACAAUGUUAGGAAUCUCUCCACUAUCUUGAAGGCUAUUCACUUCCGAGAACAUGCUACAUGUUUCGCUACUAAAAAUGGAAUCAAGGUUACAGUGGAAAAUGCAAAGUGUGUGCAAGCAAAUGCUUUUAUUCAGGCUGGAAUAUUUCAAGAGUUUAUAGUUCAGGAAGAAUCUGUUACUUUUCGAAUAAAUUUAACUGUCCUUUUAGACUGUUUAUCUAUUUUUGGAUCAAGUCCUAUGCCAGGGACUUUAACUGCACUUCGGAUGUGUUACCAAGGUUAUGGUUACCCUUUGAUGCUAUUUCUGGAAGAAGGAGGAGUGGUGACAGUCUGUAAAAUCAAUACUCAGGAGCCCGAGGAGACUCUGGAUUUUGAUUUCUGCAGCACCAAUGUUAUCAAUAAAAUUAUUCUGCAGUCAGAGGGGCUCCGUGAAGCAUUUUCCGAGUUGGAUAUGACGAGUGAGGUCCUGCAGAUCACCAUGUCUCCCGACAAGCCUUAUUUCAGGUUAUCUACUUUUGGGAAUGCGGGAAGCUCCCACCUUGAUUAUCCCAAAGAUUCUGAUUUGAUGGAAUCAUUUAAUUGUAACCAGACGCAGGUCAACAGAUACAAGAUUGCUUUACUGAAACCCUCCACAAAGGCCUUAGUCCUGUCUUGUAAGGUAUCUAUUCGAACAGAUAACCGAGGAUUCCUCUCAUUACAGUAUAUGAUUAGAAAUGAAGAUGGACAGAUAUGCUUUGUGGAAUAUUACUGCUGUCCUGAUGAAGAAGUUUCCGAAUCAGAGUCUUAAGUAUGGCAUUCACUGUGAUGUCUACGUGAACAUUCCAGAGAGGUCACAUUCUCAUUCUGGGUAUAGUGGCUCCGUGAUACUGGGUUUUCUAAAGGGAAGAAGCAUGGAGGAGAUGGGAAUAAGGUCCAUGUAGCCUAACAGUUGCUGUGUAUUUUGUAAGCCAAUGUUUUCAUGUAGUCAUGGAUUACCCACUACUGGACUGUCCUGUGGUUCUGUCUUUUGAACUCACGGGAAUCAUUAUGAGGCAAGAUGAAUCAUCUAUUUAAGUCAGACAUUUCAAGAGUCUAAAAAUUUAAACUUUGAUAAAUCCUUACCUGAUAUGUUCUUUUAUUUAUUUACUGUUAGACAAAGCAGCAGCGUAUGGGCAUUGCUUAUUAGUUUGAAUUCCAAAGAAUAUCUCUUAACAGUGGUUCUCAAAGUGUGGCACCUAGACCAACAGCAGGAGCAUUACCUGGAAACUUGUCAGAAACUCUGGCGGUGGGCCAAGAAUCUGUAGCUCAAGAAAACUUCCCCCCAGGAAAUUCUGAUGCAUGCUAAUGUUUGAGAACCACUGUUUUGAAGGAUACUUUUUUUUUUGGUUUUAAUAGCAUUUAAUUGCACUGAAGUGAUUGCUUUUACUUGUGAUUUCUUCCCAAAUGUUCUGAAGUUUAGGCUUUGCCAAACAAGUCUGAGUAAUUAUAUGAUUUAUUUUUAAAGUACACAUUUUAAAGAAAUCUAUGAACAAAAUAUAAAACAGUCUUCAGAGUUACAGGAUUUCUUCUUAUUCUCUGGAACUGCUCACUGCAGUAAGUACUGUAGUAAGUACUUAAUAGAUACCUUCUAUUCGCCUAUAAGACUUUCUCAUCCAAGAUGUUGAAAACCAGUUAUUAAGUGAUUCUGCACUUUCUGGGGUAGUUUUCAAUCAAUUUUGAUGGCAUGUAGAUAUUUAAUAAAAUGAAAUACUAAAAUUA
Molecule: messenger RNA, 2037 nt
Organism: Ailuropoda melanoleuca (giant panda)
Lineage: Eukaryota; Metazoa; Chordata; Mammalia; Carnivora; Ursidae
Gene: RAD1
Product: RAD1 checkpoint DNA exonuclease
Exons: 6
Coding region: 242-1087 (281 amino acids)
Biological process (GO): DNA damage checkpoint signaling; DNA repair
Cellular component (GO): nucleus; checkpoint clamp complex
Source: RefSeq, a predicted model, not a curated record